Prorocentrum cordatum is the source of this 1296-nucleotide messenger RNA. Lineage: Eukaryota; Dinophyceae; Prorocentrales; Prorocentraceae. The record is from the annotation of a GenBank genome assembly.
AUGGCGGCUCGCCGGCGCGCCGCGCCGGCGGCCGCGGCCGCUCCGGCAAUGCUGGCGCUGGCGCUGUCGGGGCUGCCGCUGGCCUCGCCAGCCGUGGCCGACGAGUUUUUCGACCUCGUCGCCUCGCGGGGCCUCGCGGAGCCGCCGGCGGGGCUCAUGCUCUGCUGCCUGGGGCUGUCCGAGGGCGCGGCUGGGCUGGCCCGCAGGAUCCUGGAGGGGCUGGCGCCGCCCAGGUUCCGCGCGCACGUGGCCUUCUUCCACAAGCCCCCGUCGGGUGCCACGCUGGAGGAGGCCGACAGCCUGCUCCGCGACUUCCCGGAGAGGGCGCACCUGGUGGACGACCCCGAGCCCUUCCGCUCCCUGUGCUCCGUGCUGCUGCUCUCGCCAGAGGACCCGCGCUUCCACGCCGAGCAGCUGCGCGCCCUGGCGCGCCCGCCCGAGGUGCUGGUAGCCCAUGCGGGGCCCGAUUGCGGCGGGCGGGCCUCGUACGCCUGCCGCUUCUUCGAGGCCGCGUGGGGCGCUCUGGCGUCCGCGAAGGCCUCAUGCGGACACAGCUUCUGCUUCGCCGUCCUGCCCCUGGAGGAGCUGGAGGACCCGCUGCUCACCAGCGUGGACUGCAAGAUGCUUGCUGCGCCGGAGGCGCCUCCGUUCGUGGCGUCCCAGUGGCAGCAGGACUGGUUCGUCUACCACAACUUCAUCCGCGGGACGGAUUUAGACCCGCUGCACGGGCCCCCCGCUCGCGAGGGCGUGUUCGUCGACAUAGGCGCGUUCCACCCCAUCCACCUAUCCAACACGUUCUUCUUCGAGCGUUGCCUCGGGUGGCGGGGCGUCUGCGCGGAGCCGAACCCCAGCUGGGGGCCCUACUUCGGCGCCUACCGCCCAAGGUGCCGGCUCGCGCAGAACUGCGUGUGGAGCGCGCCCCGGAGCGUGGUCAUGUCCUUCGAGAAGGACCCCAUCGAGGCAUACAUACAGGACGUCCCCAACGCUGGAGCGGUGCCCAUCUCCGACGCCGCGGGCGCGACAGCGAGGCGCUUCACCGCCGAGUGCCGCACCCUCGAGGACAUCCUGACGAGCUCUGGGCUGCGAAGGCCCGCGCGCAUCGACUACAUGUCCGUGGACGCGGAGGCCGCCGAGGUCGAGAUAUUCCGCGGCUUCGACUUCGCCCUCUUCUCGGCGAUCGUCUGCCGUCGCGGGGCCCAGAAGGGCUGUCGGGUUAUGAGCUGGACACGAUAUUCUCGAUGGCCGGGUACGCGAAGGUCGCGGUCCUCGGUGGCGACCACGUUUACGCCAAGCUGA